Messenger RNA from Vicia villosa (hairy vetch), 1940 nucleotides. RefSeq lists its product as uncharacterized. The record is from RefSeq and is a predicted model, not a curated record. Bases 427 to 1563 code for a protein of 378 amino acids. NCBI's taxonomy places the organism in Eukaryota, Viridiplantae, Streptophyta, Magnoliopsida, Fabales, Fabaceae. The transcript has 10 exons.
UAAAACAAAAAAACUCAGACUUUGGUAAAGUUAUCGUUUUGUUUAUUUAGGUUUUAGUUAUCGAUUCUCCUCCUUCAAUCAUACUUGCAAAACUUCAAUCAAAAUGUUAAAACCUCUAAAAUCGUCGAUCAUACUCUCAAUCAUCGAUCUAUUUGAAGCGAAUUUCAUAAUCGAUCCCAUUCUAAUCGCUGAGAACUUGAAACCUCACUUUGCUUUGAAUCGUCGAUUCGAUCCUACUCGAUUAGCUAAAAUCUCUAGACUUCCUUCCGAUUUCAAUCAUCGAAUCGAUCUUAAUCGUAGAAUCACUCUCGAUCGAUUCGUUGAAUCACUUCUCAGCAGUACAAAAGUUGAGCUUAUCACAAGGGGGUUGCUUCUCUACCAGAUAACGAGUUCUCAGCUGCAGAUAUACACUAAAGAUCAAGUACCAUGGGAAGGCGGAGAAAGUUGAAUGUUGUUCACCAUAAUGACCAAUCAUUGGAAAAAGAGCAAUCAAUUGAUAGCAAUGUCAAUGAAGAAGGAAGUCAUACUGAGUUCCAUAGUGACAAAAAGACCAGGGGUUAUUCACAUAUGUUAGAUGUGUGGGACAUGCCUGCUGGAGAAUUUAUACUUGUUGAGGUAGACACUUUGGGAAAUCCUAUAGGUUGGGAAGGAAAAACUCUACUGAAUGCAAUAGGGAGCUUGGUAAGGAGACACCAAUGUGCUCCUAUUAACUAUCUUUCUUGGAAAGACAUGUCCGAGUCCUAUAUUACCAGCAUGAUUGAUUUAAUUAAGAGUAAGUUUCAGUUUGUUCCUGAAUUGACUGAGCAAACAACACAAAUACUAAAGGAUAACAUGAAUAGUAAGUGGAGGCAAUUUAAGCAUGAUUUGAAAUCAAAAGGGUGUGAUGGAAGUAAGACAGAGGAGGAAAUGGUUUCUAGCAUCCCUGACAAAAGGGUUGAUCCUUCCCAAUAUCGUGCUUUGGUACAUCAUUGGUGUUCCAAGGAUGGACAGAAAAUAAGUCAAAUUAACAAAAGGAAUCGCUCAAAAUUUGAGGAUUUACAUUGCAUGGGAACCAAAAAUCUUCCUAGGCUAAUUCAUGAGAUGACAACCAAGGCUAGAGGAGUACCACCUACACGAGCUGAAAUUUAUAUUGAUACACGAACUCGAAAAGAUGGGAGUAUUGUAACUGAAAAGGCAGCUGCUACAAUUGAGGAUUUAAAGAACCAUAUGGUAGAAAAUUUGGAAGUCACUCAAGAUUCUAUAAAUUGGAAGAAUGAUGCAUAUUCAAAAGUGAAAGGGCCUGAAAGAAGAGGACGUGUCCGUUGUCUUGGCAAGAUUCCACGUCAUGAAAUUUCAAAUGUUUCAUCUCAACGCACCACUAAUUCAGAAAAUAGACUUCAAAAAGUAGAAAACUUACUUGGAAAUAUUGUUGUUGUGCUUCAAAUGCGAUUUUCUGCCGAUCCUCAGAUUAAUGCUGUCUUACAAGCUGUAGCUCAAGAGGUACCUAAUGUUACAAGUGCCCCAAAUGAUUUUAAUGGUAACAAUCAGCAAACUACGAGUGACACUAACUCACUACACUUUUAAGGAAAUUCUCGAAGCUUUAGAGAAAUCAAGCCAUACAUCUGGAAUUUCAGAACACGAUAUGAAGCUUCACUAUACUGGCGAAGACGAUAUGAUCAUUUAGACAGACUUGAAUGAGGAAAAUUAUUGUGUGCAGAUGAACAUUUAUUGCCCUUUGAUUUUAUUGGUGUUUUAGAGAGAUAAUUUUAGAAACCAAAUAAAGUUUAUAUCAAAACUAGACAAGCCUGAAUGAGGAAAAUCAUUGUUCUUUGCUUCUUAUAGUAUUCAAUAUUAAUGUCAUAAUUGAUGAACAAAUGUAUAUGAAACUUAGUUUCUGAUUUGUCCAAUGUAAAUGGCUACAUAUUUUGAAAUAAAUUUUAAAUAUUAAUUAUUUUUGACCA